GGAAUAUUCCGUUUUGAACACACCCCAUUACAUGAAUAUGUGGUCCGGAUGAAGCUCCGCCUUUUGAACUGUAAGCUUUCAUGUCUGGGUUCGGCAGACUUGUUCCUCUAGCGAAUACAAAUGAACACUGAAGAUCAUCGUCGGGUUUAAAAUAAUCGCUUAAGUGGAACUGGCUGGGUGUUUUCACAAUGGGUAAUUCAAAUUGCCACAACCAUUUGGGUAUCCCACGGGGAAAAGGACCCCAUCAAGUUGGAUGCACAGAUGUGAUGGUUGGCCACACAGUUCAGGGAUCAUUCUUCAGACUGUAUUAUCCGUGCCAACCGUCAGAAAAUCCUGAGUUGCCGGACUGGGUCCCGUGCAAAGAGUAUUUUAACGGCCUUGCAGACUUCAUGAAAAUGAAGAGAGCACUAAGUGAAAGAAUCUUCAACUACUUCUUUGGCUCUUAUAAAAUCCCAGCAGCUUGGAAUGCAUCGUUUAAACCAGAUGGGAAAUAUCCUGUUAUUAUAUUUUCGCAUGGAUUAGGAGCUUUCAGGACAUUGUAUUCGGCCAUAUGUGUCGAAAUGGCCUCGCAGGGCUUUAUUGUUUCUGCUGUGGAACACAGAGAUGAAUCUGCUUCUGCGACAUUUUCCUUCAGAGAACAUACUGAACCAGGGACAAAAAAGCAUGUGUCAUGUGACAUAUCCAAGCCUGUAUCCAAAAACCUGGAGGAGGACUGGAUGUACUACAGGGCACUUAAACUAGGCGAGGAAGAGAUUCCUCUAAGAAACAAGCAAGUAAAGCAAAGAGCUGAUGAAUGCAUCCGAGCUUUAAAUAUCCUCAUUGAUAUUAAUUCAGGAAAGACUGUGGAAAACGUCUUACAGAGCGUGUUUGACUUAUCAACGAUGAAGAAUUCCAUGGAUUUGUGCAAAAUAGCAGUUAUGGGACAUUCCUUUGGAGGUGCAACGGUGAUUGAAUGCUUGUGCAAGGAGGUCAAAUUCAAGUGCGGUGUUGCAUUGGACACUUGGAUGCUUCCUCUGAAAGAUGAGAUCUUCCCAAGCGUAAAGCAGCCCAUCUUUUUUAUCAACUCUGAAAAAUUCCAGUGGAUUGGGAAUAUCAUCCGUAUGAAGAAGCUGGACUCUUCUGUCAUAGCCAGAAAGAUGAUAACCAUCAAAGGAACAGUGCAUCAGAGCUUUCCUGAUUUCACAUUUCUUACUGGUAACUGGAUUGGAAAGCUUAUGAAUCUGAAAGGCGAGAUCGAUCCAUAUAUUGCAAUGGAUCUUUCCAACAAAGCAACCUUGGCUUUUCUUCAACAGCAUUUAGCUCUGGACAGAAACUUUAAUCAGUGGGAUCCAUUGAUCGAUGGAAAAGAUGAUAACUUGAUUCAAGGAACCAAUAUUAUUAUACCACAGUCAUCUAUUUAAUCAAGCAAUAUAAAAUGUUUCAGUACAAUUUUUUUGAUGUUACACUGCAACAAAUGGGAUUAUAAAGCUACACGUUUGAAAUCAGUUUUUAAAAAUGCAAGAAAUAUUUUGGGGUGUAUUUUGAAUUUGAAAGUGAUCAGAUGUUAAUUCUAUCUAGUAAUUUAAUCAGGGCAAAACUACAAACUCUACAUUUAUAAAGGGUACCACUCGUCACAUCCUUCCAAAGCAGACUUGCAAGAUACAGUUUUUUUUAACCCGUUUCCCUGUGCCUUAAUGGUUUUGUAAAUAUUUUAAAAAAUAUAUAUAAUAUUAAGAUUUUGAAAAUGAAUUACCAUGAAACGUUAUGAACUGUUCAUUAAAGCCUGCUUGUGCUGCCCUAUCAAGAGAACAAUUCAGAUAUCCUCAUUCCUGAAAACAUCAGAAUUGUUCCUUUUCUAAUUUUCAUUGAAAUCAGUUUUCAAUUUUAUACACUAAUGUACAGAAAUGUUUGGGACUGUCUCCUAAAAAAUUAGCAGUAUUGUGUAGAAAUGUACAAGAUGUGUUUGUAUGUCUUUGGAACUUUAUUAAACAAAAUCUUUCCUUA
Molecule: messenger RNA, 1983 nt
Organism: Paramisgurnus dabryanus
Lineage: Eukaryota; Metazoa; Chordata; Actinopteri; Cypriniformes; Cobitidae
Source: RefSeq, a predicted model, not a curated record